Dujonia railenensis is the source of this 870-nucleotide messenger RNA. NCBI's taxonomy places the organism in Eukaryota, Fungi, Ascomycota, Pichiomycetes, Serinales, Debaryomycetaceae. The record is from the annotation of a GenBank genome assembly.
AUGUCUAAAACUCAAGAAAAAAUUGCUUAUCCAUUUUGGUAUGGUGGUGCUGCCAGUAUGGUUGCGUGUUUAGUGACACAUCCACUUGAUUUGGCUAAAGUUCGUUUGCAGACGGCCAGUAAACCUGGUCAAGGUCUUGCUUCAAUGGUAUAUCAAAUUAUUACCAAGGAAGGUUUCUUCAAGAUCUAUUCCGGAUUAACUGCUUCUCUUUUAAGACAAGCAACUUAUUCCACUGCAAGAUUUGGUAUAUAUGAGUUCUUAAAAGAAUCAUACACUGAGAAAUACAAACAUGCACCUGCCACCCAUAUUUUAUUACCAAUGUCAAUGUUGGCUGGGGCACUUGGUGGUCUAGUCGGGAAUCCUUCCGAUGUUGUGAACAUUAGAAUGCAAAACGACUCUUCUUUACCGAUUGACCAAAGAAGAAAUUACAGAAAUGCUUUUGAUGGUAUUUACCGUAUUGUGAAGGAAGAAAGUGUUGGAACUUUAUUUAGAGGAUUGACACCAAAUUUAGUUAGAGGAGUCUUGAUGACAGCUUCUCAGGUUGUUACAUACGAUAUUGCAAAGACCUUGUUAGUUGAUAACUUACAAUUAGACCCUGCAAAGAAACUGACUCAUUUUAGUGCUUCUCUUUUAGCUGGUUUAGUUGCAACUACUGUUUGUUCGCCUGCUGAUGUUGUCAAGACUAGAAUUAUGAAUGCCAAGGGCUCUAGUGAAAAUGCUGUAUCAAUCCUCACAAAGGCUGUGAAGAAUGAAGGGGUAGGCUUCAUGUUCAGAGGUUGGUUACCAUCUUUCAUUAGGUUGGGACCUCAUACAAUUGUAACAUUCUUGGCAUUAGAACAAUUAAGGAAGUAUAAGAUUGGUAUUUUUUAG